Molecule: messenger RNA, 2119 nt
Organism: Cloeon dipterum
Lineage: Eukaryota; Metazoa; Arthropoda; Insecta; Ephemeroptera; Baetidae
Gene: phr6-4
Product: (6-4)-photolyase
Exons: 8
Coding region: 245-1846 (533 amino acids)
Biological process (GO): circadian regulation of gene expression; entrainment of circadian clock by photoperiod
Cellular component (GO): cytoplasm; nucleus
Molecular function (GO): deoxyribodipyrimidine photo-lyase activity; DNA binding; FAD binding
Source: RefSeq, a predicted model, not a curated record
AUGGCCAGGCAGCAGCAGCAGUAGCACAAGCACAAGCAGACAAUCACAAAACACACCAAACACCAAACAUUGGCACUGACAUCUGACAAACCGACAUCGCUCGUCCUAAAAUUGCUGCUCUUGUGCUUUUGGGUUUCACACUGAGUACAUAACCAAGAUUGCUAACGAUUUUACCCUGCAAAAUUCGAAAAAUUGACAACAUCAGAAGUACAUAGAUACAUACAACUAACCAAAAUAUUGAAAAAUGAGCCGUGGAACUGUGAUUCAUUGGUUUCGGAAAGGAUUGCGACUUCACGAUAACCCUGCGCUCCUGGAAGCUAUUAGAGAGUGCGAGAAGCAACCAGAAUUUAUCAAGGAGCUCCGUCCCAUUUUCAUUCUCGACCCAUUAAUUUUGGAUCAUAUGAGAGUUGGUCCCAACAGGUGGAGAUUCCUCCAGCAAAGCUUGUCCAACCUCGAUGACAGACUGAAAGCUCUGGGAAGUGCAUUGCUAGUAAUCAGAGGAAAGCCUGAAGAGGUGUUCCCCAAGUUGUUCAAAACUUGGAAUGUGAAGUGUAUCACGUUUGAAAAUGACAUCGAGCCUUACGCCAAGAAAAGAGAUGAGCAGAUCGAGGCUAUGGCAAAAGACGCUGGCGUCAAAGUCAUUCAGAAAGUGUCGCACACGCUGUACAGUCCAGCAAAGAUUUUGAACGCUAACAUGGGAAAGGUCCCACUUACUUACCAAAAGUUUGUUAGUGUUGCUGAAGGUCUGGGGCCACCUCCAGCUGCUGUUGAUGCACCCAAAAAAGUGCCCCCAGGCUACAGCGAAAUUCUGGAGAGUAGAGAGCUGAAAAUCCCCAAAGAAGAAGACAUUUUUGGAAAUACAAAUGUCCCCACCUUGGAGGAAUUGGGGCUUGAUGAAAGCAAGCUUGAGCCAUGCCUCUAUCCCGGUGGCGAAGCUGAGGCCCUGAAAAGAAUGCAAAUUUGUCUGGCAAAAAAGGCCUGGAUUUGCGAUUUUGAGAAGCCCAACACGUCACCAAAUAGCUUGAUACCUAGCACUACUGUACUCAGCCCUUAUUUGAAAUUUGGAUGUCUCUCGCCAAGACUAUUUUUCCAUGAAUUAAAUAAGAUCAUUAAAGGGAGGAAGCACAGUAAACCUCCUGUAUCCCUAGUAGGACAGAUGUACUGGAGGGAAUUUUACUAUGUUGUUGGUUUUGCAACUCCUAACUAUGACAGGAUGGUUGGAAACUCGAUUUGCUGUCAAAUUCCUUGGGGGAACAACCAAGAGCACCUUAAAGCAUGGACUGAGGGUCGCACUGGCUAUCCUUUCAUCGACGCAAUCAUGACGCAACUCAGAAAGGAGGGUUGGAUCCACCACUUGGCCAGACACGCUGUUGCCUGCUUCCUCACAAGAGGCGACCUGUGGAUAUCUUGGGAAGAGGGCCAAAAGGUAUUCGAAGAGCUCCUUCUUGAUGCUGAUUGGGCCCUAAACGCAGGAAACUGGAUGUGGUUGUCUGCAUCAGCAUUUUUCCAUCAGUAUUUCAGGGUUUACAGUCCUGUGGUGUUUGGAAAGAAAACAGACAAGUUUGGCGAUUAUAUCAAGAAAUAUUUGCCAAUUUUGAAGAAGUAUCCGGUGGAGUACAUAUAUGAGCCGUGGAACGCACCCUUGUCCGUGCAGAAGGCAGCUGGAUGCAUUAUCGGAACUGACUAUCCUCGACCAAUAGUGAAGCAUGAAGUGGUCUCAAAGGAAAAUAUUGCAAAAAUGAACGCGGCCUACAAAGCCAAUAAAGCCAAAAAAGGAGAAGCUGGAAAGAGCAAAUCAUCUGCAGCAGGUGGUGGGUCUUCAGCCAAACAAGCAAAAAAGAGGUGAACCCAAUAGGGUUGGAAGAUCUGUUAUUAAUUUGGGAACAAUAUUGUUCUCGUCAAUUAACAUUAAGUGGUACUUAAAAUACGCUGCGCGCUCCUUUCAAGGCCCAAAGUGCCCAAUUUCUUUAUUUUAUCCAUUUUCUUUGUUGAGUCCUUGAUGGACGUAAAAAUCCUUAACAGUUUAACAGACAUGCCUGCGUUCACUAAUUUCAUUUUCUUGCACUUUUGAAUUAUGUGAUGUUAAAAGCAGGUCUUGAAUAAAUCUUUUUAUUUUGAA